CGUGCAUGGUCUUCCGGAAGUGGCGUAAGUGACCAUGACCUUCUUCUCUUUAGUCACGUACAGUGAGUCAUGUAGAGUAGACGAGACACACGGAUGGUCGCGAAAUGUAGGAGUAGAGAAAAAUCACUUCGCAAAGCGCCCCAUAGUCUGUUUACGCUGUUUUUAGCACAGGCAGGUUGAGAGGGAACAAUGGUGAAGUAUUUCAGCUGUGCAGGCUUUCUGAAGAGCUCAUGGGACCAAGUGUUUUUGGCAUUCUGGCAGAGAUACCCCAACCCCUACAGUAAUCAUGUUUUAACUGAAGACAUCAUAUUUCGGGAAGUCACUCCGGACAACUGUCUGAUCUCCAGACGUCUCCUGACCAAAACAAGCAGAGCUCCUCGCUGGGCGGAGAAGUUUCUGCCUGCUCACAUGGCACAGAAGGCUUACAUCAUUGAGGACUCUGUAGUGGAUCCUCGAGGCAGGACCAUGACCACUCUCACCUGGAAUAUCAGCCACACUCGUGUGAUGAGUAUUGAAGAGCGUUGUGUGUACAGAGUGAACCCUGACAACAACAGCUGGACCGAGAUCAAGAGAGAGGCCUGGAUUUCCUCCAAACUGUACGGCCUCUCUAGAGCGAUUCAGGAAUUUGGUCUUGCCCGGUUUAAGAGCAGCGUUACAAAGACCAUGAAAGGCUUUGAGUAUGUCCUGGCCAAGAUGCAAGGUGAAAUGCCCACACGUACUCUGGCAGAAACCGCAACUGUGAAGGCACGCGAGACCGCACUCGCCGCCAAGGAGAAGGCGAAAGAUUUAGCCUCUCAGGCUCAGAAGAAGCAGUAUGUAUGAUGAGUCCAGUGUCCGGACUCUCCCAGCACUUCUGAAAAGGGCCGUGUCAUGCCAUCACAGGACACAGACGUGGAUGUGAGAUGCAUUUAGCCAGGAGCUGAGAUGAUCAAAUCGUGCCUGUCUGGAUUCUCAGAAUGCAUUUAGUGAAGCCCAUGUGCUCUUCGACUGAAAUUCUCUAGUAAACUUGAUUUGAUGCAGCAGAAUCCUCCACCUGCUCCUGAUUUUACAUGUGUUUGCAAUUUUUUCGAUUGCUAAAUUCAUUUCUCUGAUUUUGUUGUUGUAUUUCAAACAUGGCCUCUCUGAAUCUUCAUAUUCAGACUUACUAAGUGAGGUCUGUAAUCUGCCUUGUUUAGCAAUGUGAUUCGUCGCUUCAAAUUGAAGUUCUAUCUGCAUUGAUUGGUCCACGGUUCCAGCAGUCACUGCCGGCGUGAUAUCUAGAGUUCUGCAGAGGAGUCUGAUCUUUGGCACAUGAG
Molecule: messenger RNA, 1295 nt
Organism: Sinocyclocheilus anshuiensis
Lineage: Eukaryota; Metazoa; Chordata; Actinopteri; Cypriniformes; Cyprinidae
Product: PRELI domain-containing protein 1, mitochondrial-like
Exons: 6
Coding region: 190-822 (210 amino acids)
Cellular component (GO): mitochondrial intermembrane space
Source: RefSeq, a predicted model, not a curated record